CCCUCCCCGGCGUCUAUCUUCUUCGCGUUCUUCUUUCACUUUUCAAAUUUCAAUCAAUAAUGGCCGUCCAAAUCGAAAUCGUUUCUAAAGCAAUAAUCAAACCCUCUUCCCCAACGCCGGAGCAUCUCCGCCGUUACAGUUUAUCCUUCCUCGACCAAGUCACCGUCGAUGUCUACAACCCAAUGGUCUAUUUCUACCCCGCUGGCGGCUCUGCCACCCCCGCAGAAAUCUCCGACCACCUGAAAAAAUCCCUCUCCCAUGUCUUGACCCAUUACUACCCUCUCGCUGGUAAAGUAAACUACGACGAGUUUUUCGUAGACUGCAACGACGACGGUGUCCCUUUCAUUGAAACCAAAAUCAACUGCCGAAUGUCCGGUGUAAUGAACACGCCGUUUCCUUCUGAAUUAAACAAAUUUCUUCCGUUCGAAUUGGACCAGCUUGACGAAGUCUCAAUGGGGGUUCAGUUGAAUGUGUUCGAAUGCGGCGGCGUUGCUGUUGGGAUCUGUGUUUCUCAUAAGAUUAGCGAUGCUCUGUCUUUGUUCAUUGUGGUUAAUGAGUGGGCGGCAUAUUGCCGGGGGGAGAAGGAGGUGGUGCGGGCUCAUUUGUCCUCGGCGGAGCUAUUUCCGCCGACGAAGACCGGGCUUUACAACACGAGGACGAGUAUUUUUAGACAAAGAGUGGCGAGACGGUAUGAAAUUGAUGGUGGGAAUGUUGAAAGUAUUAGAGCUAAAUAUGCAGAGUGCUCUGCCAUGGAAAGCCAAAGGCGGCCUACGAGAGUUGAAGCCUUGUCUGCCUUCAUCUAUGGUCGUUUUAUUGCCGCCAUUAAAGCCGUAGUUUCUAGUUCAGAGUUGGAGAAUGGAAGGUCCACGGAAUUGGAGAAGAACAUAUUCCUAGUAUGUCACUCUGUAAACAUACGAUCAAGGCUCGACCCGCCGGUUGUGGAUUACGCAUUUGGAAACUAUUAUCGAACCACGUUUGCAGUUCCCGCUGAGAAUAUUCUCAAUGACACUUACUGUUACGAUCUUGUGAAGCAGGCAAGGGAUGAAAUUGGGAAGAUCGACAAAGAAUAUCUAAAAAGGCUUCAACAAGGUUCGAAAUUUCUCGACUCCAUGAAGAAGACGGCCGCACAAUUCUCUACCGGUGAACUUAUCUCUUGCUCCUUCACUAGCCUCUGUCGGAUGCCUAUUUAUGAUGCUGAUUUUGGGUGGGGCAAACCCGCUUGGAUCGGCUCCCCAGCAUUGAUGUUCAAGAAUCUCUUUGUCUUCAUUGACAAAAAAGAUGGUGAUGGAGUUGAUAUUUAUGUUCAUCUCAAGCAAGAGCACAUGAAUAAGUUUGAAAUGGACGAAGAGUUCCUCAAGUAUGCCAAGUUGCCUUCUAAUUAAUAAUUUCAUUGAGUAUUAACUCUUGUAUAUUUGGGUGUUGUGUAUGGAUUUGAAUUUGUAACUUUAAUGUAUUGGAAUAAUGUCAUGUUAUAUGCUAUUUUAAUUCUUGAUUUAGUUUGUCCAUUGAAACAAAAUUUAAAAACCCAAUAAAAAUAUGAUUCGAUU
Messenger RNA from Cucumis melo (muskmelon), 1547 nucleotides. Its product is annotated as stemmadenine O-acetyltransferase-like. NCBI's taxonomy places the organism in Eukaryota, Viridiplantae, Streptophyta, Magnoliopsida, Cucurbitales, Cucurbitaceae. The record is from RefSeq and is a predicted model, not a curated record. The coding region runs from base 60 to 1382 and encodes 440 amino acids. The transcript has 2 exons.